Molecule: messenger RNA, 4575 nt
Organism: Artibeus jamaicensis (Jamaican fruit-eating bat)
Lineage: Eukaryota; Metazoa; Chordata; Mammalia; Chiroptera; Phyllostomidae
Gene: SLC2A2
Product: solute carrier family 2 member 2
Exons: 11
Coding region: 128-1693 (521 amino acids)
Biological process (GO): D-glucose transmembrane transport
Cellular component (GO): membrane; brush border
Source: RefSeq, a predicted model, not a curated record
UUGCUCCUCCUCCUCUAAACUAUAACCAGUCUUGGGUAGCUGGAAAGAGACAGGCAGAAGCCAGCCACCUGCAUGUGCUCCACUCACUACAGCACCUGGAUUAAGAGGAGGACUCCGACACCACACAAUGACAGAGGUCACUGGAACCUUGGUUUUUGCUGUUCUCACUGCCGUGCUGGGUUCCUUCCAGUUUGGAUAUGACGCUGGUGUUAUGAAUGCCCCUCAACAGGUAAUAAUAGCCCAUUAUAGAUAUGUUUUGGAGGGUCCACUGGACGACCAAAAAGGUAUCAACAACGAUGCUUUUGACAGUACAGAGGGACUGCCUACGAAUCCACACUUCCUAACUGCAACACCAACCCCAUGGGCUGAAGAAGAGUCGCCAUCUUCUGGCCUCAUCACUAUGUACUGGUCCCUGUCUGUGUCCAUGUUUGCAGUUGGUGGAAUGAUCGCGUCAUUCUUUGGAGGAUGGCUAGGGGACCAGAUUGGAAGAAUCAAAGGCAUGAUGGUAGCAAACAUUCUCUCACUAGCUGGAGCACUCUUGAUGGGGUUUUCAAAAUUGGGACCUUCUCACAUUCUAAUAAUUUCAGGAAGAGCUAUGGCAGGACUGUACUGUGGCUUAAUCUCAGGCUUGGUUCCAAUGUACAUUGGCGAAAUUGCACCACCCUCACUCAGGGGUGCUAUUGGCUCUCUUCACCAGCUGGCCAUUGUCACGGGCAUUCUUGUUAGUCAGAUUGUUGGCCUUGACUUCAUCCUGGGCAAUGACAAGCUCUGGCACAUUCUGCUUGGUCUGUCUGCUGUGCGAGUUAUCCUGCAGUCUGUGAUGCUCUUCUUCUGUCCAGAAAGCCCCAAAUACCUUUACAUCAAGUUGGAUGAGGAAAACAAAGCAAAACAAAGCUUGAAAAGACUCAAAGGCAGUGCUGAUGUUACCAAAUAUAUCACUGAGAUGAGAAAAGAAAGGGAAGAAGCCUCGAGUGAACAGAAAGUCUCCAUAAUUCAGCUCUUCACCAAUUCCAGCUACCGACAGCCUACUCUGGUGGGAUUGAUGUUGCACUUCGCUCAGCAGUUUUCUGGAAUCAAUGGGAUCUUCUACUACUCAACCAGCAUUUUUCAGACAGCUGGAGUUGGCCAGCCAGUUUACGCAACCAUUGGCAUGGGUGCCAUCAACACAGUUUUCACUGCUCUCUCUGUAUUCCUCGUGGAGAAGGCGGGGCGACGCUCUCUGUUUCUCACUGGAAUGAGCGGGAUGUGUGUCUGCGCCAUCUUCAUGUCCGUGGGGCUUGUGCUGCUGGAUAAAUUUACUUGGAUGAGUUACGUGGCCAUGGUAGCCAUCUUCCUCUUUGUCAGUUUCUUUGAAAUCGGGCCAGGCCCCAUCCCCUGGUUCAUGGUGGCUGAAUUCUUCAGUCAAGGACCACGCUCUGCGGCUCUAGCCAUAACUGCAUUCAGCAACUGGACCUGCAAUUUCAUUAUAGCUCUGAGUUUCCCAUACAUUGCGGACUUCUGUGGGUCUUAUGUGUUUUUCAUCUUCGCUGGAUUGCUCUUGGCCUUCACUCUGUUUAUAUUUUUCAAAGUUCCAGAGACCAAAGGAAAGUCCUUUGAGGAAAUCUCAGCUGAAUUCCAAAAGAAGAGUGGUUCAGCCAAAACACCGAAAGCAGCCACAGAAAUGAAAUUCCUUGGAGCUGUGGAGACUGAGUAAAGAUAACCUGCUUGUUGGCAUGAGCAGAAAAAGGAAGAAAGCUACAUGAUUUUAAAUGACAGUUCUUUGAGAAUUUUAUAUCUAUAUUUUAAAGUAUUGUUUUAUUUUUUUAAAGGAGCUUUUAAGGGCUCUGAUCAGAAAUGUCAUCAAAUAUUACCAAAGAAAGUACUUUUUUAAAAAAGUUACAGAAUCUAUUUUUGAUAGUAAAAAUCUGUAAUUAAGUAAACCUUAAAGUCUAGCUCAGUUCAUCACACUAAAAGGGCAAGGACAUUCUAAAAUGUUACCAGUUCUAUUCCUUAAAACAAGGUUCUGCUGAAAUGGAAGCUGUUUCUCUGGAUUCUAGUACAUAGAAACCUGAAGCUACAACUAUUAAUAUUUACAUAUUUGAAUCUAGGUUGGAAUUUUCUUACCCACAGACCUCAUACUAAAGGAGAUACAGCUAGUGGCAGUGAAGGUUCACUGUAAAACUGAUAACAUUUUCACUUCCCUCAUUCAGUGUCUUCUUGUGCAUUAGAAUUUGCAUUUUGAUUAAAUUUUUUCCCUAAAUUUUCAUGUGGGAGGCUUUAGUGAGUAUAUUAAAAUGUGUUUGUAAAGAAAGCCUUUUAUUUUUGGCAGGCUUACCAAAAUCUUUUUGUAUUUGGAAAAAACAAGGAAACAACAUUUUAGCUGGUGACCAAAGAGGUUUUUUUAUAUUAAACAAUUAAAAAGUUUAAUAGUUAAAAUAAACAUCUAUUAUAAGCCCCUCUUAAGCCCUGGCUGGUAUGGCUCAGUGGAUUGAGUGCUGGACUGUGAACCAAAGGGCUACUGGUUCGAUUCCCAGUCAGGGCACACGCCUGGGUUGCAGGCCAGGACCCCAGAAGGGGGUGCGCGAGAGGCAACCAUACAUUGAUUUUUUUUCUCCCCCUCUCUCCUUCCCUUCCCCUGUCUCUAAAGAUAAAAAAUUAAAUCUUAAACAAAAAUAAACUCCUGUUAAGCCAAUUUCUUGUCAGUUCCAUCCUAUGAGAUAUGUUUUAUUUUGCUUUUUAAUUAAGCACAGCCUGGUUUUCUGAGCUGUGUUGUCAAUGUCAAGCAAGACAUUUUGUAUAUCUCUUCAAACCCCAAUAAGUUAAAGCAGUCUAGCUUAAGAAAUCUCAAGUAAAAAAGCUGCUGUUUGUUAAAAAAGCAAUACAUUUUUUGUAUCAUUAUGGUUCUAAAUAGCUUUAAAAGGUAGGAUUGGAGAAUUCCCGAGGGUGGGCUCCUGAAACUUUAUGAAUCUUCAACUUCAGACUUGAUCAAAAUCCCUGUUUAAUUUUCCUAGGAAGACUGAGUUCCCUAACGCAAAACAAUCAUCCCCUUUGAUGUUUCCAUCUUCGCCUCAGCUGUACAGGGAUGCUAUCCAGCAGUCCUGUUGCAAUUGCUGACAUUUAUUGUGUACUCCCUAUGUGCGAGGCACCAUUCUAAAUGCUUUACAUACGUAGGCAAGUUGAAAACACACAGAUGAUUAAAUAGACUUUUGCUUACAGUCAAUUAUGCAACUAUGGAAAUAUAGUUCUGAUGGAUACCAAAGGCUUAGGUCCUGCUAAAGCAUCUUCAGGUUGUUUUUCUCACCAAAUGGAGCACAUUUGAAUCAAUCCUUUUUAUGUUUGCUGUAACAUGCAUAGAAACACUCAACACUUGCUUGUGUGUUGUUGCUGCUUACUUUUAUGUAAUUUGGUAGUCCAAAUAGUGAAAUUAGUUCUUUUCACUUGGACUGAUUUUUAUUUCCUUUGGACGAAUUUUGGAUAAACUAUGUUCACUUAGGACUUCAAGACAGAGUGAAAUUUAAUAGUUCAGAAGAACUUUGUGCUAAACUGUGAACUCUUGGUGGGUUAGAUGAGGGGCAUGUAAGGGGCUCUGAAUAGUGAAGCAGGCAAAUGGUUCUUGUGUACCUCUUGUCAUCUGGAUGCUGAUGGCCUUUGACAAGCCCAGCGGUGCAACAAUAAAGAAAUUUAACGUUUUUAUAAUAAAUGUGAUUUAAUCAAAUCACUACUCCUCAUCUCAUUAGCUAAGAUAAUAAAAAAGUAAAGGUUUAAUAAAGAGCCCGAAAGACCCCUUUAAGUUCUAAUUCCUUUGAUAGACCCACAAAUACCACAAAUUUAGACCCUGAAAUUUGGUUUUCCUCCAUAAUUUCUUUUGCAGAGACACAAAUGAGGUGCACAAAUGUGAAAUUAGAAGCUGUAAACCCUUUAUAUUAGGACAAAAGAACUAGCUAAACAGUAACAACUCCUAGGUCUUCAAUGGUAUACAGCACAAUAAAUAAUACAACUGGCACUAAUUAAUAAGAUUUAAUCUCAGGGAAAUUAGAUGUGAGUUUGAACACAUUUUUCAUAGUACUCUAUCAUUUUUGUGGAAGUGUUUUCAUACUCUAAUGAUCUUACGAAUAUGAUGCUUCUCUUUGCUUGUUCGAAGCAUGACUGUACUUUUUGCUCUGUUUAUCCAUCUGCCGCAUCUGGCUGGUGCCCACUGCCAUGGCGUAAAUGCCAGGGUCUUCUCUGCUGAGACACAGGAAGAGAACGCCUCCCCCUCAAGGAGCUCACAGUCUAAUAAAUUGGAGUUCAGGAAGACCAGGAUACAAAUGUUUCUGUCUGUGUCUUUUGCUUUCCAUGAACUUCAAGCUAGAGGCUUCUCUUAUAAAGUGGGUCCAAUAACAUUACCUACCUCUGGGAAUUGUUGUGAGGACUGAAUGUAAAGUGCUAAGCAGAGUGUCUGGUAUCCAAUGUGUGACCUAGAAUUAGUAUUGACAAAGAUACUGGUAGGAUGCAGGACUAUCAUGUCUAUAAGGUAGUCCCAAAUUCAUAAUUCAAGAUAAUCCUCUCCCACACUUCAAGCAACCAUCUCACAAAGACAAGGAAAACUAAAAACCA